Molecule: messenger RNA, 1512 nt
Organism: Telopea speciosissima
Lineage: Eukaryota; Viridiplantae; Streptophyta; Magnoliopsida; Proteales; Proteaceae
Product: F-box protein At5g65850-like
Exons: 1
Coding region: 1-1512 (503 amino acids)
Molecular function (GO): protein binding
Source: RefSeq, a predicted model, not a curated record
AUGGAAGACCAACAAGUUAAGCAUCAUCAUCAUCAGCAUCUACCUUUUGAUAUCAUCUCAGAGAUAUUGUCAAGGCUCCCCAUAGAGUCUCUUAUGCGAUUCAAGAGCGUUUGUAAAAGCUGGUUCAGUUUGAUAAAAGAUCAAUCAUUCGUUGAAUUGCAAUUUGAAAGAUCAAAGAAGAAUCAACCACACAGCAGCCUAAUUCUUUUUAAUAACUAUGGUCCUUCAGAUAAAAAAAAGUUGUUUUUGGUAGACCCCGAGGUCACAGAUAAAGAUAAAGAAGAUAAAGAUGAAAAACAUAUUUGGAAAGCAAGGGAUAUUAUGUUGUUGGAGUAUGAGUGGAAGUAUGAGAGGGACCCCAAAGAAAAGAAAUUGAAUUUCAAAAUUUUUGGGUCUUGCAAUGGUUUGCUCUGCAUGGUUUCUCGCUUGGGUUAUGGUUGCUGCAUUAGUAUUUAUGGCAUAUUCAUAUGCAACCCAAUCACAAAAGAUUGUUUGAUGUUACCAGUACCAACUGGGUUUCUUAUAAAUUGUUAUGUAAUUGGUUUUGGUGUGGAUUCCACUGGAAAGUACAAGGUGCUUCGAAUAUUUUUUACCAAAAAAUGUGAUGAUUAUGCAGUGAUGAAUUGUGAGAUUAUUACAUUAGGUGAAAGUUCAUGGAGAAAGGUAGAAGAGGAGUUCCCUUAUACUUACACACCCCAAUGUGAACAGGACGAGAUGGUAUUCAUGAAUGGGGCACUUUAUACCAUAAUAAUGCCCACCAGUUCACAGCUGCAGCCCUUCAUCCUUGUGUUCGACCUCCAUGAUGAGAAGUUUUACACUAUACAGAUCCAAGCUCCGUCUAUAGUUGAGCUGCCCAGAUAUUAUAAUUUGAGCCUAACCAGUUUUAUCAAGGAUGAUUACGGUCAGCUGCUGGCUUUGCAUCUUCGUCUUCCUGAUAGAUCAAAAUCAGUGAAUCCUAUAUGGUUCAUGGAGAUUAACAAGUACUCCAACAAUGGGAAGGAGUUGAUGUACCGAUGUGAUAGUAUUAAUAUGGUUGAGACCACAAAGCCCAUUCUAUAUCAUUCUAAUUCCUAUGAACUCGUGGGUAUGAUGACCAAUGACAUUAAUACCCUCUUGUAUAGGACAGAUGUCUUCGACACGUAUUCUGAUAAUUUCUUCAAGAAUAAUAAGAAUGCAGCUGGCCCAUCACAGUUGGAACCACCAAGAUCAUCAUCGUCGUUGGUCAGUUUUCUUCUUGUCUAUCAUUUGGAGAAGAAGCAAUCGAUGCAUGUUGAGGUGUGUGGAGCAACAAUUCCAAUACGCUUUAAAGCAACAAGUUUUGUUCCAAGCCUUUUAUCUCCAAUUGUUAUUGCUAAUUCUGGCAACAAGUCAAAGAUAGAGAAGCUUCCUGCUUGUUCUGAUGACCUUAUUGAACCACCCCCUCAAAAAAAGUCAAAGAAAGAUACUAGCUAUUAUAGGUCACAAGGGCUACACUUGGAAUUAGUGGGCUACUCCUCCCUGCACAGGAGUUAA